AUGGUGAUUGCUGGCGACCCGUGGCCAUCGCCAAAGCCCGCUGCCGCUGCAUCAGCGGCGAGCGGAAGGUCACCGCCGGUGUAUGCAUCGGGGAGUGCUGCAUUGAAGCCACCGGUCCCCCCUGCCCCGAAGCCAGCGCCCGCGGUCGCUGAUGUCUCUGCGUCUCCGACUCCGGACCUCGUGUCGUGUGAGGCUCCGGCAUCUCUCCUGCUUGCCCCAUCUGCCCCUGUUGCUGAGCCGGGCCCUCCUGCGGGUCCCGCACCCUCUGCUCCUGGUCCGCCGGCUGUCCCUGUGAAUCCUGCGGCACCGCAUGCUGUUGCUGAGCCUGUGGUUGCGCCGCCCGUGCCCGAACUCCCUGCGGCACUGCCCGCCGUUGCUGUCCCUGUUGCACCCGACGCGGCUGUUGGUUCGUCGCCAAUGGCGGUGUCCGCCACCACUGGCGGCCCGGGUUCGAAUGUGUCGCCAGCGGGGGCCGUGUACGGCCAUGCUGCUCUGUUCCGGGGGAAUUCCCUGGAUGGAGGCCCUCAGGAUGAGUGCCUCGAUGCGGCGGAUCGGCUCGCCGAGCUCCUGGCGCCCGUGCUGGCUGCGCCCGCACGGUGUGUAAUUGCGGGCGUUGGACAGCUUGGUACGGCUGUUCGUGGGUUGAAGCGGGUCCUGCGCGCUGGUACUGGAGACAAAGUGAUCGGCGCAAGUGCGGCGGUGGUGCGGGAGCUUCACCGCUCUCAGACUGGGCUCCUUGCAGUUCAUGACGCGGAUCAAUUCUAG
Molecule: messenger RNA, 765 nt
Organism: Closterium sp. Naga37s-1
Lineage: Eukaryota; Viridiplantae; Streptophyta; Zygnematophyceae; Desmidiales; Closteriaceae
Source: the annotation of a GenBank genome assembly